AUGAGCACUUCAUUCGGUUUCAAGGCGAAACCCGGUCUCUCGAAGCCCGGCAAACCACUAUCCAAACCUUCAGCGUUUUCCAAACCAUCUGUCUUCGGUGGCCUAGCAGACGACGACGAUUCCGACGAUGGCGACCCGACUAAAAGUCUCAAUAAACCCGUCCAGUACGGGCUCCAAAAGCCUGUUUCAUCUUCUUCCUCGGCACCGUCGAAACGAUCUGGUCCUGGCUCGUUAAAUAAACCGUCAUUGUCGAAACCGGCUCCCCCUCAUGAGGAAGAGGAGGAGGAGAAAGAGGAUCCAUCGAUCUAUGAUUACGAUACAGCAUGGGAUAGCAUGAAAGCUGCCGAGGAUCGUCGUAAGACCACUACUCAAGGCUCUUCACAGGAGAGGAAACCAAAGUACAUGGAAAAUCUCCUCGCAUCUGCGAAAGUCCGUGAACGGGACCGUUUACGUGCUAAAGACCGAAUGCUUCAAAAGGAGCGAGAGGCAGAAGGAGAAGAGUUUGCAGAUAAAGACAAAUUCGUGACGGGAGCUUACAAAGCGCAACAAGAAGAGAUAAGAAGACUGGAGGAAGAAGAGAAGAGAAAACAGGAAGAAAUGGAAAAGAAAGGCGGUGGUAUCGCUGGGUUUUACCGAAACAUGCUGGAUGAUACGGAGAAACACCAUGCGGAAUUGGUCAAGGCCACGGAGAAGAAGAACGAUGAGCCUUCGUUCUUAAUGUCAAGACCCGGAGAAGAGCAAGAUAUGAAGGAUAAAGCUAAAUCAGAAGCUGAGAUUGCAGCGGAAUUGAAUAAGAAGGCUGCUGGGUCUGUAGAUGUCAACGACGAAGGGCAUGUUGUGGACAAACGGCAGCUACUGGGUGCUGGGCUGAAUGUCAAGCCCAAACCUAAACCGACAUCCUCAAAGUCUCAAGGCGAUUCGAGGAGUCGAGAUUCGAGAGAUUCUUACUCGCGGCCUACGAAUGACGACUACCGUGCGAGUAAGGCGAAGAAGGAGAUGAGGGAAAGACAGAGCCGCAUGAUUGCCCAGCAGCUGGAAGAAGCCAGUCGGAAAACCGCCCGUGACGAGGCUGCAGAUCGAGCAGAGAUCGAGAGGCAGGCCAAAAUGCGCAAGACUACCACCGGCGAUGUUAAUUCUGCUAGAGAGCGAUACUUGCAGAGAAAGAAGGAAGCUGAAGAAAAGAAGAAAGCCGGCGCUUGA
This is a messenger RNA of Orbilia oligospora ATCC 24927, 1200 nucleotides long. RefSeq lists its product as uncharacterized. Gene Ontology annotation, biological process: regulation of alternative mRNA splicing, via spliceosome. Lineage: Eukaryota; Fungi; Ascomycota; Orbiliomycetes; Orbiliales; Orbiliaceae. The record is from RefSeq and is a predicted model, not a curated record. The transcript has a single exon. The coding region runs from base 1 to 1200 and encodes 399 amino acids.